UGGUGAAGAUAAGGGACGCAAUGUCGACUGUGACGCGACGCCGACAUCGAAGAGAGCGCGUGUUCGCCCAGUACGCUGUUGUGAUGAUGGGACGGCAGCGUGUGUUCCGUGACCGCUUGAACCCUUUGGAGGAGUUCGAUGAGGACGAACUGCAGGAGCGCUUUCGAUUCGGUCGCGCGGGCAUUGUGUUCCUCGCCGACACACUGCGCCCGGACUUGGAGCGGCCGACGCGUCGCAGCCGCGCCCUCUCUGCAGAGCAGCAGGUCAUUGUCGCCUUACAGUUCUACGCCACGGGGAACUUCCUCAUCACCGCAGGGGACUACAUCCGUGUGCACGUCUCCACUGCUUCGCGGACUGUGAGGCGGGUGACUCAGGCCUUGGCACGUCGUGCCCAAGACUUCAUAGGGUGGCCAGGUGAAGCUGAGGGUCAUGCCUUACAACAGGCCUUCUUUGAGAUCGGCAAGCUGGCCGAUGGCGUUUACGAGGGCCUACUGCUUGGAGACAGCGGCUACACCUGCAAGCCAUGGCUGAUGACGCCCUUCCUGUCUCCGUCAUCAGCAGCGGAGGUCGCCUACAAUGCGUCACAUAGCACAACGAGGAGCAUCGUGGAACGGACAAUAGGCCAGCUCAAGCGGAGAUUUCAUUGCCUCCAUGCUGAGUUGAGGAUGCAGCCAGAGAGAUGCUGCGACAUCACUGUUGCCUGCUGUGUCCUGCACAACCUGGCCAAGACAUACCCCUGCAGCAUGCCAAGGACUGUCCUCCCCGAAGAGGUUCCCGUCGAGCCCGUGGCAGCGGGCCGUGAUGAAAGCAACGAGGCUCGGGAUGCCAUCGUCAGCCAGUUCUUCGGUUGAGCCAGGAGAUUAGCUCCCUCGAGCUGCUGCUGCCUUUCUGUCUCCUGCAAGAAGCGCUGUGAAGCCUCCCGGCACCAACGUCGGCUGUAUGGCACAUUUGUUGGAGCCCGCUGCACCGCCUCCAGCGGCCGACUCUCGUGCAGCACUGCCGCACUUGCUCCGCUCCCAGAGGGACCAGGCUGUGGAUCUAUUCCCCUGGAGCUGUCACUGCGACAAAUUCAUGUGUAAAAAGUGGUCAGGUUUUGUUCUUGUCAGCAUGGGCAAAGAGAACACACUGUGCAAAGUUUGUAACCCUGAUAAAGACACCGAUGCUGCGCCAAAAUUCAUUCAUACGGGUUGGUACAGAGGACAAAGUUUGUGAGCCAAGUUGGUUUAUACACUGACGCACAGGCUUGAGGUCGGAGCGCAGUGUUGUUACUUCUUGCACAAUUGCCCAGUACAUGGUGUAGGAAAAUGUGCAUUUGGUUGUGAAGAGCACACAGCUGCAUUCUAAAGGUUAGAAUGCAGCUGUGUAGCUAUGCGAUUAACAGUUCAUAAAUUUAGUGGUCACAUGUCCAGUCAAACCACAAUGCACUGCACAUUUAUAGGACAACUUCAAACAUUACAGCACAUAGCUUC
This is a messenger RNA of Ixodes scapularis (black-legged tick), 1469 nucleotides long. RefSeq names its product putative nuclease HARBI1. The transcript has 5 exons. NCBI's taxonomy places the organism in Eukaryota, Metazoa, Arthropoda, Arachnida, Ixodida, Ixodidae. The coding region runs from base 21 to 851 and encodes 276 amino acids. The record is from RefSeq and is a predicted model, not a curated record.